AUGUCCUACGACGACAAUCAAAUUUCAAGUCCGGUUGUUAAACGAAGGCGGAGAACCACUACAUCAUCGUCAUCCACAUCCAGUACUUCACAACCGCUGAAUACAAUAAGUACCGCAACAAUAUUCUCUUCUCCGUCUGGAUCUACAAUCUCGCGAGAUACGCCGUUAACAAGAAAGAAACGUAGUGCCGCAUGGCGUUAUUUUAACCAGAACGAAAAUGAUUCAUCGCAAUGUAUAUGUAAUUUAUGCAAAGUCGAAAUAAAACGUUACGGUAAUGGUACUAGUGCUUUGCUAGAACACCUCUCAUUAAAACAUUCCAAUGAAUAUAAAGUUGUACGAGAUGGAAUUGAUCGGAGCAAACCCCAAGCAAGACAGCAUUAUUUACCAAUUGAUAGUGAACGUAGUAAAUACGUAACAAAACUCAUAAUGGAAUAUUUGCUAUAUGAAUUAUUACCAAUAAAUAUGGUUGAGAGUGACGCUUUUAAAAAUUUGAUUUACAAUAUUGAACCAGCGUAUAAUAUGCCAUCAAGAACAUAUUUUACGUACAAAGUUUUAUUAGCCUUGUAUAAUGAGACACGAACAAAAGUUGAAGACAUUUUACGAACUGCUAAUGGUAUUUCAAUAACAACGGAUUGUUGGACUUCAAUUGCACACGAAUCAUACGUUACUGUAACAGCUCAAUUUCUAACACAACAAUUUGAAAUGAAAAUAUUUAUAUUGGAAACUAUAGAUUUUUCAGGUCGACACACAGCUGAUGCUCUAGCAAAAAAGUUGCAGGAAAUUUUCGAAGAAUGGAAUAUAACGCAUAAGAUAGUAUCAGUUGUAACAGACAAUACAGCUAGUGUGAGGAAUGCCGCCAAAUUACUUCCAUAUGAAGACUGGGGUUGUUUCGCUCAUUUACUCAAUUUAUCAGUAGUUAAAGGUAUCAAUUUGAUUCAUGAUGAAAUCGAUUUUGUCAGAAAAAUUGUAAUUUUCACUCGUCGAAGUACAUUGGGUUUUGAGGAACUCAAAAGUGAACAAGACAAGCUUCAGCGACCCCAUCGAUCAUUGAUUAUUGAUGUAAUCACUAGCAUGUACUACAUGCUUCAACGAUUUAUUGAAGAGAAACAAGCAAUAUUAGCGUGUUUAAGCAAGAAAGAAUUUAGCAAAAAACUUCAAGACGUCAACACAAUAGCAAGCAUACGUUGGUCUGUUAUUGAAGAACUGCUUUCAGUAUUAAAACCAUGGGAACAAGCCACUAGAACUAAACAGAAUGUCCAUGAUAUAAAGCAACUUCUUAUUUUGUUAUCAUAUACGUGUGAAGAUCACUGCUCUGCCUACUUUUUGUAG
Didymodactylos carnosus is the source of this 1329-nucleotide messenger RNA. NCBI's taxonomy places the organism in Eukaryota, Metazoa, Rotifera, Eurotatoria, Philodinida, Philodinidae. The record is from the annotation of a GenBank genome assembly.